AUGCUAUCCUGCACCAAUCCACAGUUGCGGAUGAACGUAGUCCAGUUGCUUCUGAGCAGGAUGAAACAGUCUUCGGUCAUCAUGGAUGCGUUGCAACCGGGGAGGCCGCUGAGCACCGUUCGAACCGCUCUGAGCACCGUGCAUCAGCUUGCUAAGAAUGAAGAAUAUCGCAAGGACCUCGCCCGUCGCGGCUUCCUCAAGAAGCUCGUCGAGCUCCUCCUAUCGUCCACGGACCAAGACGUCUCCCGACUCGCGCUAAUGGGUCUGUGUCGGCUGAUCGACGGGAGCGAGAGCCGCGCUGUGCGGAUCGUUCGAUACGGUGUUAUUCCUCCGCUGGCUUCCAUCAUUGCGCUCUCUGGUUCUUGCGUUGAUGAUUUGGUUCAUUGGACUUUGCUUUUGGCGCAUCAGCUUACUCUGUGCGAGGACGUCCAAAUACGACUGCUUGAUGCCGGCUUCCUCAUGCACAUGGGACGCCUGGUUCGCUUGACAUAUGGCAACGACAGUCUACAGCGGCUAUGUAUGCACUCCAUCGUUCGGCUGCUGUCAAAGAUCCCCUCGUUCGAACUACUGUGGGAGCUCCAGGAGUUACAGAGCCUCGAUUUACUCCCUUUGCUCGCCAUGGGCUUACGGAGUGACGAUAACCAGCUAGUCUGUUGGUCCCUCUUCCUCAUCCACGAGUUCGUCAAUAAAGAUAUCGGUAAAGAACAACUGGCGUCCGUCCGAACUGUCUACACGUCCCUGAGCGCUCUCCUCGGCCAUGAAGAGGACAACGUUCCUCGGCUGGCGUUCGGGACGCUGAAGCAUCUGGCGAGUGGCAACUCACAGAUUCAGAAGGACAUGAUCGCAUCGGGAAUAGUGGGAGCGGUCGUCCCGAUGUUGAAGACGGUGCCGGGUGGCAGUGCUGAGUCGGCCUGUUGCAAUGCGUUGGUGAAGGAUGUGCAUUCAUCCAUUCGAUGUGCUCUUGACGUAACGCUAUGUCCAGAGGAAGCCCAUCCCGAGUUCAUCGCCGCAAACGGCUUCUCACUCCUGCUCGCCUUUGAUGCCUCUACAGAUCAAAACUCAUUACGAAUCGUAGACAUACUCAUGUACUUCACCGGUAACCCCUCAAACCGCCCGCACAUUGAAACUCACGACGUGGCCGGCACGGUGAUGCGUAUCUGCAGCUCUGAUGAUCCAGAGCUGCAGUAUGCGGGAUGUGCGUUGCUUUUGCAUCUUGUUGGUGUUUCUGAAUUGACGAGGCAGAAGUUAGUUGCAGCGGGUGCAUUAGAGCAUCUAAACGCCCUCUUACUAGACGGCGAGCGAAAAGACGUUCAGGUCGUGGCCGCAAAAGUUCUCGAAACGCUUGGGCGAAAAGACCCCACCCUCACGGAAUACAUCCUUUACACCGCCAUCAUGCCCCUCGCCGGGCUUCUCCGGCAAGACGGCGGCGAGUACAUCAAGGAACGGGAGGUAUACGCGCACGACACGCAUAUGGUUAGCCCGCUCGUGGAGGAGAUUACUGGAAGGUUGAUGGCGUUGGAUGUCAUUUUGUGCUCGGAUGUCUUCACGCUGCCUGGGGAGUUUCCGUGGGAGGCGCUUGAGGAGCUUUUGAGGGAUUUGGUUGGGGUGGCGGCGAGGAAAGAUGAUGGGUCAUUGAGUGGGAAGGGCAGAAUUAAGUCGGAAGAGAGGUUGGAGGGUUGGCAUCGGGCGAUACCGACCAGUGAACCCACCACGCCAAUAUCAGGGGGAACUGACGAUCCAUUCUCGACGGAAGCCGACACAGAUGAUACUCUGAUGAGCCAAUGUUUGAAGGUUUAUGCGAAGAUUGUGAAGCAAGUUACAGCAGCUGGCGAUGAUGGCGCUGCAACUAAUGCCCUCCUCCCGGAUUUGAUGACGCUAUUGCGUCGGCCGACGACUCAUGAUGCAGCCGCCGCUCUGCUCUCAGUGCUGGCGAGCAUCCCAGCACAUAAGCCCGCCAUCCUCCCCUUAUCCUCCACCUUCCUCAAACUCCCCCUCCCAAACGGCCCAACCCGCCUCUACACAACCGCAUUCCAAGAAUCAGCUUUCGAUUUCACACCUGCCACUUCCCAAUCUAUCCUCCCCGAGAACUACAUCACAUUUUUUCGGCCACCAACCGCAACAUCAGGCCUAAAGAUCAGUCCCCAAGGCUGCGAGCUCCUGAACGACUCCUGGACUUUCGAAACCGCCUAUUCCCGCACCUCCGUCAGCGGGUCGGGGCGGUACGCAUACGAAGUGGAGUUACGGUCUGAUGGGAUUUUGCAGAUUGGGUGGGCGGAGAGGGUUGCGGGGUGGGAUCCUGAGGUUGGGGUUGGCGUUGGAGAUGAUGAGUAUUCGUAUGCGGUUGAUGGGAAUCGGGGGAAGAAGUGGCAUGCGGGGGUUACCACGGAUAAUGAUUACGGCGAAGACUGGUUCAUCGGCGACAUCAUCACCGCCGUGAUCGAUCUGGACGCUGGUGAGCUGGAGUAUUUUAAAAAUGGGAAAUCAGUAGGGGCUGCGUUUACUGGCAUUGACGCCGAUGUUGCAUGGUACCCUGCAAUAUCGCUUGCUGCUGGUCAAGGGUGCAAGGUCCGGUUUGGAGAUGGGGUUGAUCCGAUUUGCUUUUUACCAGAUGGCACGUUACCCAUCCCAGCACUAAUGAAAAGCAAAGAGGGCAAAGAUAUCGUGGGAGGUCAUGGCCCAAACCCCCCCGUGGACGUAGUGGAGCAGGGAGUGGAUAGCCAUAGUUGGAUCGCAUUGUUUACGCCGACGUCCUACUACGAAGUGCAUAUCGGGCUGCGAGGACUGAAUUAUGAAAGCAUCCCUCAAAUCGGCAUCACGACGAAAUCCGGUACCCUCCUCAUCCUCGCCCUCCCCAGCGGCCAAAUCGCAACACUGCUCUCCAUCAGAGGCGGUAUACUCAUGAAUGAUCUCCAAUCACGGAUCCAAGACAUACUCGAAAACCCUGGGCAAGAUGAUUUGGUUAGGGUGCUGCGACAGUGGGAUGGGCCUGCGUUGAGGGAAGGCGAUGUCAUUGGAUGUGGUGUGGACACGAAGGAGGGAUGUGUUGGGUUCACUCUGAAUGGGAGGGAAUAUGGACCUUUGGUGCAUGUGGGACAUCUGGACGACGUUGAGACUCCGUAUCUGUGCAUUGUCCCCCGAUUCCAAUUUGUGAUUGAGCCGCCGUUCCUGUGGCGCUCGGGAGUCUCACUGUACUCAUAG
Fimicolochytrium jonesii is the source of this 3198-nucleotide messenger RNA. RefSeq lists its product as uncharacterized. Bases 1 to 3198 code for a protein of 1065 amino acids. Gene Ontology annotation, molecular function: protein binding; ubiquitin-protein transferase activity. The record is from RefSeq and is a predicted model, not a curated record. Gene Ontology annotation, cellular component: cytoplasm. The transcript has 21 exons. NCBI's taxonomy places the organism in Eukaryota, Fungi, Chytridiomycota, Chytridiomycetes, Spizellomycetales, Powellomycetaceae.